AUGUUUUUCGCUGGGGGAGAAGAUAUACCAGGCUUUAAAAAUCUUAAAGAAUAUGAUCGAAAAAUGAUAAAAAACGCAAUAAAGAACGCGGCACCUGUCGUCAAAAAACUAAGAAUGAACUCAAAUGAUGAGUCUGAAAAGAAAAAAAAUGAUGAAUUAUCAAAUAAAGUAGCCGAACAAAGUAAACUUUUUGAUCACUAUAGAAAGGAAUUAAAUUCUUUAAAGAAUGAGGAACUUUAUAAAUUAUUUGUAGAAAAUGGUCAGGAUAUACCUUCAAAACGCAAAGAUCGUAUAGAUCGCCUAGCUGAUUAUAUGGCUUUUGGAGUACCAAAGAAAUGUCUUCAAUGUAAACAUGGCCAAAUAAUCCUCGAUGAUUUUUAUUACAGAUGUGAUGGUAACAUAGAUGCUUGGACGAAAUGUUGCUAUACAACAAAAGAACCUGACAAAGAGGUAAUAAGAAUUCCCGAAACUCUUAAAGGUUAUCCAAUGUUUAAAGAAUUUAACAGCGUAAUUACUCAACGCCUUUUUUUGAAUGAACCGUCAUCAUUAGCUGAUAAACCUCUUGAUUCUCAUACUUCUUUAAAUAAAAAACUCCAGCCACUAAAAAACAUCCAAUUUUAUUUGUAUGGUAAACUCAAAACUCCUAAAAAGGAAGUUAAGCGUCGUAUUGAACUUAUGGGAGGUCUCGUAGUCGGAAAACUUACAUAUACUACUGCCGCCGUAAUAACUACUAAAGAAAAGUUAGGAAAAAAAUCCACCAUGAUUCAGAAUAUUAAAAGAAUGGAAAUUGAGGUGAUAGAAGAAUCUUAUCUUGACUUAAUUGAGCCUGAAAAUGGAACAGUUUUGGAUUCUCUUAAACUUAUUAAAGAUAACAAUAUUGCUAAUUGGGGAUCAGAUCCAAUAAAAAGAGUUCCUCAAGAUAUUAUUGAAGGGAAAAAUGUCCUCAAAUCAGGUAGCAUGUACCGUACUUCUGCAUCAAAACAAAAAGUAAAAAUUAUGGACGGUAUGGAAGUUGAUUCUCGAACUGGUUUAGAAGAGAAAGCCAAUAUUUAUAAAGAUACUGAAAGCACUUUUUCCGUUGUUUUAAGUAAUUCGGAUUCAGUUGUAUAUUCAGUAUAA
Messenger RNA from Parnassius apollo (apollo), 1119 nucleotides. NCBI's taxonomy places the organism in Eukaryota, Metazoa, Arthropoda, Insecta, Lepidoptera, Papilionidae. The record is from the annotation of a GenBank genome assembly.